AUGGGCAACAUCUUGCCGCUGCCAUGUUGUGCCUUGAGGGACAAAGACAGGUCCUUGCUGCCCCCUUAUGCUUCAGGAGGCAACCCGCAAUACGGGUAUGCUCUCGCCAAGAACGACCGACUUCGAAUGGAGGAUGCCGUAUCCAUCCACGACAACGUCGAAGGCCAUGCCUGCUUCGCCGUCUUCGACGGCCAUGGAGGCGAAACGGCAACUGUACUAGCACAACAGUAUCUGCCAACUCAGCUUGAAGAACAUCUGAAGGACGAGAAAGCAUCUGGCAAGGAGGAAGCUGCCACGAGGGCGUUCAUGGCAGUGGAUGAGUUGAUGCAGAAGAAACUUGCAGAUGAAGCCAAGGUGCUUGCAUCCGGCACAUCUUCCGGAACGGUGGCAUGCAUGGCUCUCCUUCGUGCGGACGAGCUCGUCAUUCUGAACGUGGGGGACUGUCGAGCAGUUCUAUGUGAAGAUGGCAAGGUGACGACGACGACAGCAGACCACGCCCCGGAAAAAAACAAGCUGGAAAAGCAACGGUUGAAGGAGAUGGGGGUCAGCGUGGAGGGCGGAUAUGUGGAUGGUAAAGUGCAAGUUUCUCGCGCUUUUGGAGAUGUUGUCGGCGAGACUGGGAACAAAGUUCCAGGGAUAAUCUGCACUCCGGAAGUCUACUUCGUAAGUGUCAAAGACACAACGGAGUUCUUACUUCUUGCCACUGAUGGUAUUUGGGAUGGUCUGCGGGACCAGACAGCCAUCAUCACAGCCCGCAAAGUGCUGCGGGAGACACGAUCCCCGGAAGCUGCUGCAAAAGCCGUUUUGCAAGCAGCAGCAAAUGUAACAGCGGCCGAUAAUUCUGCCGUCAUCGUUGUGGCCCUUAAUAUCCCCGAACCUCUGCCAAAGCGUGAUGCAGGGCAGCGGCGGUUUCAGUUUGCUUCCAAGAAGGAAUGA
Molecule: messenger RNA, 936 nt
Organism: Symbiodinium sp. CCMP2592
Lineage: Eukaryota; Dinophyceae; Suessiales; Symbiodiniaceae
Source: the annotation of a GenBank genome assembly